UGGAUGAUGGACGAGCGCUGAUAAAUGUGCAUGUAAAGAAAUAAAGAUAAGAACAUAACGAACUUUGACAAAAGGGUAUUAAAAGAAGAAGCAAGAAUUUUCGUUCGCUAUGAACCUCAAGGGCGCCCUAAUUCUGACCGAGCUGCUCACGAUGCUGGGAGUUCUCCUGGCGCGAGUGACGCUGGACUUGUCCAACGUGACGGCGCCAGAGCACGUGAGAGCCCUGGAGGAGUUCACCAUCAAAGCCUUUCUCGCCGUGCCCUCCACCUCCACCUUCCGCCUCAAGAUGAAUCGGAAUGCCCUGAAGGGAAUGUCUCACUUAGUGGACACUUCGAAGCUACGAGCGGGCUUGCCUGAAGGAGCAGAGGUCUCUAUGUUCAACGUGUUCACGGACAAGCAGGACCAGCAGAUCUUCCCCUCCAUCAACGAGGGCGAACUGAGAGCCAAACUGUCUUCGCUGGACGAGGAACAGUUCGAGUUGAUGAAACACGUGUUCAGCGGGAACUACACGGAGACCUUCACCAUCGCACCGUCAGACACCGACUUCGAGCAGUCCCUUCAGGUCAUGUAUGCGCUGAGGACUCGCUGGUCGACCGAUCCCACCCCGGAUCCUAAGGUGGACCCCCUGGAGCUGGAGGAAGUGCCCGAGGAAGUGGAGCAGAACCUGGAGGCGAUGACGGAGGGCGAGGCCGUAGCGGAAACGGGGAGGGCCUUCCACAGCCCCUCCUCCCCCCUGCAGGUGGCUCCCGAACACCUGCGCCACAUGAUGGAGACUGUUUUCACCGUCGGGAGGAACCACGAGACUGAUCCGCUGGACAAGUUUUCGGUCGUCCUCUACAUCACGCAGAAAUUCGAUUCCCUCGGCCUCAUGGUCGUGGAUCACGUCUUCUCCGCGGCUGAGUAUAUAUUUUGGUUUGACCAGCCGCUGCAAGGCGUGAACAUCAUCGGCAUCUUGGCGGGCGAAGUCUGGGGCACAGCGGACGACAAACCGGUCAUCCUCGGGGCGCACAUGGACACGGUGCCCGGGACGCCUGGCUUCGACGACAACGGGUCCGGUCUGGCGGCCCUCGUGGAGGCGGCCCGCGUCCUCGCCACCAGCGGCUGCUCCUUCAGGCACUCCAUCUUCUUCGUCGCCUUCGAUCUGGAGGAGCUCGGCACCCAGGGCUCUACGAUGUUCGUGAAGGAUUACCUCACCAGGAGCAUCAUGGACAAAUUCGGGAUCACGGAAAUCACGGGCGCUUUCGUUGUGGAUUGUAUCGCCAACUGGGAUCCAACGCCAGGCAGUCAAGAUUUCCCGCCGACGUGGGCUGCCUACCUCCCCGACAACGCGCGGAGCAUCGAGCGCCACAACCACACGGGGGAUUUCGCCGGAGUCCUUUACCGAUCCCAGGUCGAUGGUCGGUUGGCUUAUACGUUGUCACAUUAUUACAACGACCUCGGCCACGACCAGUACCGCCUGGAGCUGAUGGGCCUGCAGGAGCUGGGCGCCGAGAUGCCCAAUGCGACGAUCCUCAAAAACCACUUCGACUUCAUUCGUUCCGACCACAUCCGCUUCUGGUACCUGAACGACACUGACAACUCGCCCACGAUGCCCGCAGUGCUUAUUACCGACAUGGGUCCUUAUCGCGGACGCAUGAGGCAGUGUUACCAUCUUGCGUGUGAUGACGCAGAGACAGGCUUCAGCGACCUGGGUCUCGUUACUAAGGUCACGCAAUCGUUGGUCUGGACCAUCGCCGACCUUGCUAAAGGAAGAUGCGGUCCUCGCGGAAGGCUGUCUGUGCCCACGCUCUUCGCUCUCAUGGGCGGCACACUCAGGCAGGACUUGGACCAGAGAAUACCAAUCGCCUCCAUCCAGGAUGCCAUGGAGGUUCUGCACUUCCUGGGUCUCCUCCCACCGGUGGAUACACAGCCCACGUGAUAAGAAUCAUCUGUUGCUUUUUCCAUUGGGUAUUUGGUUGUGUAUAUAAUCGUCCUGUCCAAUAUUUUUUAUUUGAUCAGGGAAUCUAAAAGUAGCAAGAGUGAGAAAACGUACAGGUUAAAGUUAUUGCCUUGUGUAGAGUAAGGUAUAUAUAAUUAUUUAUAGUUAAUGUGCGCCUUAGAUAUAAAGGUAUACAGGUAUAAGUAUCACAGUGCAUUGCUCUUUCCGCUUAAAUGGAAUAUCCAUGGAACUUCAGAGUGUUUUGACAACAUAUUCAGAAAUUACAUGGUAAUGAGAGUAAAACGAAAGACCAUUGUGUUAACCAUGGUGACUACUUAUAUGGAGAAUGGGGUUCAUUUAAAACUCCACUUGUCAGACUGAAGUCGUUUAUAAAAACAAACAUGUGAGCUGCAUUGCAACAAUUAGUGCAGUAAUUAAGGAAACAUUUUUCACUGAGUGCAUGUAUUGCCUAUAUAUAGUUUAGCUACUGAAUUUAUAUUAAUAGGAAGUAAGGAUCUGCAGCAGAUGAACUCUUGUUUUGAGCAUUUAUAAUGCAAGCCUUUCGUUUCAUGUCCCAAAGAGGAUUGUUAUAAUUCUUAUUAUAGUAUAUACCUGCUGGACAGGAUUUUAGAUUUAUAAAUACAUAUAUUUUGUGUGUAUACAUAUACACCAUUCAAACAAUCAAGCAUUGCACAGCACACAUAUAAAAGCACAAAGUUUUCUGACUGUAAAUGGUGAGAAAAUUACACAAAAAUAAUAACUAUGUAAGAGUAUAAUUCACUGUUAAUCUAUCUAAUAGUUUUUGUUGUGAACACACAAAUAUUUCUCAUAUCCAAUAUAUUUUUUAAAUUGAGCAAUCCUCCCACUUUGUGAAUCUAUUCUUGCAUACAUUCAUCAAACAAGCAGAAAAGAAGAAAAAAGUGGGGUAAACUAUCAUGCAAAGGCACGAAAGAGCAAAUAGGAUUUCACAAUGUAUGAUAAAUAAUUGAUGAUUUAAUAAAACAUUCAUGAGUAUUUUACACAUUUCUAAUGAAAAUGUCAAACAGCAACAUGAAUAACAUAUCAUGCAAUGUGGAAUUAAUAAUUCUCAGCCAUACUCUUUCUACAUUUGCCUCACAGACCCAGAACAUAUCAACAAGUUCUUAUCUGAUGUGAACAGCAUGCAGCAGAAAGAGUACAAAUGAUUAAAUAAAACACACACAAAUUAUGUUACUUUAUUACAUGAUGUUUUACAAUAAAUAUUAAAUCAAUCCAA
Molecule: messenger RNA, 3173 nt
Organism: Penaeus vannamei (Pacific white shrimp)
Lineage: Eukaryota; Metazoa; Arthropoda; Malacostraca; Decapoda; Penaeidae
Biological process (GO): proteolysis
Molecular function (GO): metalloexopeptidase activity
Source: RefSeq, a predicted model, not a curated record